Molecule: messenger RNA, 1162 nt
Organism: Magallana angulata
Lineage: Eukaryota; Metazoa; Mollusca; Bivalvia; Ostreida; Ostreidae
Exons: 4
Coding region: 89-1138 (349 amino acids)
Source: RefSeq, a predicted model, not a curated record
UGUUUGACGUUUAUAUUUUCCUUCUCGCAAUAAACGAUUUUAAUGGAUAGAUAACCUAAUUCAUAUAUCCAAAUUCAAUUAUAAUCCGAUGUUUAUCAUAAUAUAUACAAUGAUUUCUUGUCGCAUAAUUUGCCGCAACUUUUUAAUUCUUUUUAUAGCUUUUGAUAAGAAGACAACUAUCAAAAGUGACUGUGACAACAACGUAGAAAACGGCUUUGCAGGUGGCUGUUGUACAAACUAUUAUAAGGUUGAUGGAAAAUGCGAAGCUUGUCCUGUGGGAUAUUUUGGUAGUAAGUGUGGAGUUCCAUGUCAUUAUCCAGCAUUUGGACAGUUCUGUACAGACGAAUGUAACUGCAGUCAAUCAGAAUGUAAUCAUAUAUACGGUUGCAAAAGUCACGAGACCACAACUAUCACGCCAUCUUCAUCCUCUACUGAUACGUCAGUAUCAAAAUCUGUUACUACUUCUUUGACCACGCCUAUCACACCGGCUUCGGACGUAAAAGAAGAAUCACAUAAAGAAACUGGUAAAAGUGAUGACAAGUUCACUGUAGUUUUAUCGGUGACUGCUGUAUCAAGUGUUAUUAUCGUUUUAACUAUAGUGAUAACCAAAUUGCGUUGUGAUACAAAAGACACUAUCAUCUAUUAUAUAAAUCGUUCAAGGCGCCACAGACCUGUAUCUUUUCACGACCAAUUUCAAGUACCUUUCCGGAACUUGGAGACCGAUAUCUACAUGGAAAUUGAAGAAAUGGAAGACGUUGAUGAUACAUCGAUCAAAAGUUUUGGAAAUUUCCAAAAUGAUAAGAGAGAGGAAAAUGAAGGAUUAAAGUUUGACCCCCUUACAAAACCAAAACCAGACUCUUUGCAAACCAGUGAGAAAGCUUCCUUCAAAACGAACGUUGACAAUGUACUGAAACCAAAACCUGACACGUUAAAACACAAAGAGAAAUCUUUCAAAAAGUUUGAAAAAUAUAAAACGUUCACCACUCGAAGAUUCACAAACAGCAAAGUACAUUUGAAAAGAUACAACUCCUGGCAUAAUGUCAUAGAAGUACCUAUCACAUUGCAAUCCAUUCGGAGAACAAGGAGCGUACUGAAUAUUUCCGACGAAAAAUUUAAGCAUUGCAUUCUAAAAAUGUAAUUGUGCUUGUAUAAUAAAUAUCAA